AUGUCAUCUCUAACUCUCUGCUCUUCGUCCUCCCUCUCACCUGUUACUCGCCAAGACCUAUGCCUGUUCAAGUCACUCUCCGACUUAAGCCCCAGUGACCAGCAGUUUCUUAAAGAAACUUCCUAUGAAGCAUGGGUAGCCAGUGCCUUGGAUUCUGAGUGGAAGAUCAAGCUGAAGCAGGUCAGAGUCUUACCUGCUUGGGGUGUGGCGGUUAGGUUGGUAAUUGAAGUGGGGAACAAAAGAACAGAAAUAGAAAUCAAAAAGAUGUGAGCGAAAGUUUGAUAUGUGCUGAUGAUAAAUGGAUUAAGCUGGAAGUGCACCCUACCUGCUUGGGUGGCAAGCUUUUAUCCUAAAGUUACUCAUAAAUGAGUAUUUUACAACUUGAGAUUAAACGAAAAGCAGAUUCUUUAUUUAUUUAAAAGCAUUAAUCUUUGAAAGAUAUUAAGGUUUAACCAUUGAUCAAUCAAAAUUUCAAAUAAAACUGCAACCUUCUGCAACAGCUACAGACUUACAGAUAUAGCAAUCUCAAACAUACUCUCACACACCGGAGAAUGUCUCCCAACCAACAGUGAAGAAGUUGAUUUCCUGAUAACCCAAAUCGGAUAUCUACCAGCCCCCUUAAAAACCCUCAAAUUAUUAAACCCCUUGACUUCCUCCCAUCUUCAAGGCCUCCGGUGAACUCCUACUCUCCAAAAAUCCAUCAUAAUCUACAACUGAAGUGAGAGUGGGCCCCUCAAGUAUCUUUGUCCUUCAUAAACCAUCAGAAAGCAC
This is a messenger RNA of Moneuplotes crassus, 771 nucleotides long. The record is from the annotation of a GenBank genome assembly. NCBI's taxonomy places the organism in Eukaryota, Ciliophora, Spirotrichea, Euplotida, Euplotidae.